Pecten maximus is the source of this 1706-nucleotide messenger RNA. RefSeq names its product hippocalcin-like protein 1. The record is from RefSeq and is a predicted model, not a curated record. The coding region runs from base 149 to 715 and encodes 188 amino acids. Gene Ontology annotation, molecular function: calcium ion binding. The transcript has 3 exons. Lineage: Eukaryota; Metazoa; Mollusca; Bivalvia; Pectinida; Pectinidae.
UCCGUUAACAUAUACAUAAACAUUCGAAUCUAAGGAUCAUUACUACAGGAAAAAUAGACUUAAAGAAAACGUCGACAGCAUACCGGAAGCUUCUUUAUUUCGAAAAGAUCUUCGCCAGCACAGAUAUUACAUUGUGUCAUCUGUCUCAAUGGGGAAUUCAUCUCACAAGGGUUUGUCCAAAGACGAAAUCCAGCAACUAAAGAAGGUUUCCAACUUUUCUGAACGUGAAAUCAAAGAAUGGCAUGGAGAAUAUCAACAAAGCAAAAAGGGCAGUCAUCUUACCGUUAAAGAAUUCAAAGAUGUCUACUCUAAGAUGUAUGGCGCAGACGCGGGCCAGUUCGCUGAGCACGUCUUCAGAACGUUUGACACCAACGGAGAUGGCAAGGUGGACUUUAGAGAGUUUUUGAUUGGACUAAGUGUGACGUCAACAGAUAACAUUGAACAGAAGUUAAAGUGGGCGUUUACCAUGUAUGAUAUGGAUGGCGACGGAACUAUAACAAGAAAAGAAAUGAUGGAUAUGAUGACGUCUAUUUACCGGAUGACGCCAUCGAUUGUAAAACCACCAGAUGUCGCUACGCCGGAAAUGAUGACAACAAAGCUUUUCGGAAACAUAGACGAAAACGGCGACGGUUCAAUAACGUGGAAGGAGUUCCGAACGGGUGCAAAGGCAGAUCCUCUUGUCCUCAAUAUGCUACAGCUCAAUCCAGACCCCUAGUGACGUUACAUUGUGUUUUAUUUUGUAUUUUUAAAUAAUGUACAUUGUAUUGUUACGAAUACAACGGGAACCAAGGUCAAGGUCAUUUGGAUUCCAUAAAAAUCACAAUAGCAAAGACUUUAUCAGUGGAAUUGUAUGACUUGUACUGUAUUGUACCUAUAUGUAUCGUGUUUCUUUUACUAAUCGAUAUUGUUAGACAUUUCCAUUGUCUAAACGGACACUGAAGCAACUGGAAAUGUUCCAUGGAUUCCUACAUAAGUUCGGAAAGGAGAGUCCAGGAAGAAUUUGUAGACAGUAUAUAGCUCCCGCCAGAAUGUCCUCCGUCCGACUUCGGAAGUUGUGUUCUAUCAUAUGAAUUGGUAUGGUUAAGUUUAAAGGUACAUUAUUUAACUAAAUUUCCCCUUCAUUACGAAAUAUUUUUGUCAGUUUUUGUGUAUUCCACGACCAGAUGUGAAUAUUCAUGAAUUCGUUAUAUGUAAAUAAGAACAUCAUUGUUAGUAUGCAAUCAAGUAUGAAAAAUAAAACACAAAUAAACAUAAUCUGUUUUUAUUGAUCAAGAAAUCAACAGAAGGUCUACAAACCUUCAAUAGUGGGGAGUUUGUCAGUCUGGUACCUUGGGGGAUACGGGUAUGUUCAGAAUGACGAGACAGGAGAACAAAAACACUUUACCACUGCACGUGACUAGUUCGUGCAUACUAUCCCGGAAGUUGGAAAUUAUUAGAAAAACAUUGUUUCGGUAUACAAUAUUACCAUCAUAUGUUUGUUAAACUUACGACAUUCGUGUGAUCUAACAGUGUCAUCCCCAAAGCCAUCUGUAUGGAUACAGGAUUUCCUAACUGGGAAAUAAUUCGCUUAUUCAUUAAGUUUUUACUCGCAUUUCUAAAUAUACGAUUUUAAAGGCAUAUGGUGUACAAUAUUCAUGUGAAAUUUAUAUAUCCAGUUAUUUAAGGGAAACGACAUUCCAGUUGAAUUAAAACAAAACUGAAAUACC